This is a messenger RNA of Lycium ferocissimum, 998 nucleotides long. Its product is annotated as cysteine-rich repeat secretory protein 55-like. The transcript has a single exon. The record is from RefSeq and is a predicted model, not a curated record. Lineage: Eukaryota; Viridiplantae; Streptophyta; Magnoliopsida; Solanales; Solanaceae. The coding region runs from base 24 to 812 and encodes 262 amino acids.
UUGUUAGAAAUGCAAGAGAAGCAAUGACUUUCUUACACUAUAGUUUUCAUCUCAUACUUCUCUUCUGCAUUUGCAGUACUGCAGUGUCUGUUGAUCCUCUGGGCAAUUUUUGUGAUGAUGCAACCAAAUCCAAUAGUGCUAAAACAUCAGCAAAUAUUGGAAAGCUGCUGGCUGAAUUAGUAUCAGUUUCUGCUAAAUAUAGCUUCAGUACUACCUCCUAUGGUAAUGCUAAGAACCAACUAUACGGCCUGUACCAAUGCAGAGGAGAUAUUAGCAGCAACGACUGCUUAAGUUGCAUCAAAGAUGCAGCAAAGGAGAUCCGGAAACGCUGUCCGGACCAAACUGAUGCUAGAAUUUGGUAUGAUUUUUGCUUUUUGAGGUACCAAACUAAGAAUUUCGUGGGAAAAGUAGAAACAUCUCCUGGUAUAUUCUACUGGAAUGUCGACUUUGUAUCUGAUACUGACUUCUUUAAUAAAAAGCUAGAACAACUCAAAAAUCAAAUAACUGCAGAGGCCAUUGUGCCAAAGAACAAAGGGCUCGGAAAAGGCAAGAGUAAACUAUCGCCUUUUCUUACAUUAUAUGCCUUGAUGCAGUGCACAAGGGACAUACCAGAGAUAGACUGUGCUCAAUGCCUAGCCGUAGCAGUCGGCAAUUUCCCCACAAUUUGCUUAAACAAGAAAGGAUGUCGAAUCCUGUAUAGCAGUUGCUAUGUUCGUUAUGAACUCUACCCAUUUUUCUUUCCCUUAGAUCCGAAAGAGAAAUUAGCCAACGUAUCAAUGGACAACUACACAUUCAAAAUGAUCAAACCUUAAUUGGUAAUUAAUGUGCAGUACCUUAUGUAUUAAGAACUUGAAAUGUUUCCAAUAAUUACAAAUGUAUGAGCAAACUCAGCGCAGACAGAUCGACAAACGUUUUGUCUGCUCAGAGAAAAGCUGUACUUGUAUGUACUUCAUGUAUGUCACAAUUGGUUAUAUUGAAGUUGCAAGCUUUUGAAUGUA